AUGGAGCUGUGCUCUAAUUUCGAUGCAGAUGAAAUACGUAGAUUAGGAAAAAGAUUUCGAAAACUCGAUUUGGAUAAUUCAGGUGCGUUAAGUAUUGAUGAAUUUAUGUCAUUGCCAGAAUUACAGCAAAACCCAUUAGUACAACGGGUUAUAGAUAUAUUCGAUGCUGAUGGUAAUGGAGAGGUUGAUUUUAAGGAAUUCAUUCAAGGUGUAUCACAAUUCAGCGUUAAAGGUGAUAAAGAAUCUAAAUUAAGGUUUGCAUUCAGAAUUUACGAUAUGGAUAACGAUGGAUAUAUUUCAAAUGGUGAAUUAUUUCAGGUUUUAAAAAUGAUGGUCGGUAACAAUUUAAAAGAUACGCAAUUACAACAAAUUGUCGAUAAAACAAUAUUGUUUGCCGAUAAGGACGAAGAUGGAAAGAUAAAUUUUGAAGAAUUUUGUAAUGUUGUCGGAAACACCGAUAUUCAUAAAAAAAUGGUUGUGGACGUGUAA
Molecule: messenger RNA, 489 nt
Organism: Pediculus humanus corporis (human body louse)
Lineage: Eukaryota; Metazoa; Arthropoda; Insecta; Psocodea; Pediculidae
Product: calcineurin subunit B isoform, putative
Exons: 4
Coding region: 1-489 (162 amino acids)
Molecular function (GO): calcium ion binding; calcium-dependent protein serine/threonine phosphatase regulator activity
Source: RefSeq, a predicted model, not a curated record